AUGGAAAUCGCUUGGAUUAAACGCGCUGCAAUCUGGACUUUCGCUGGACUGGGCCUCGCGCUGGCCGUCAUCUCCUGCUGCGAGAUGGCCGACAACUAUUUCGUUCUUACCCACCCCGACGCCUGCAUCGCUUCAUCCAACGGAACCCACUGCGCGGCAGAAUUCCGCGUGGCGCGGCGAUCCCUAGGCGUCGUGCCGCAGACGCCGGAGCAAGUCACCUCAGCCAUGAUUGCAGCUGUGAAAGCGCAAGUCGCGGCGCUAAUCGAGGCAACCAAAGAGAUUAAGUCAAGCAACGUGCGGGAAGACCAUUUCGCAAAUGGCAUGGCGAGGAGUUGCGCGCGCCAAGCCACCAUCGCACUGCGCUACCUGGGGCAGGCGGGGGAUGCGGUGGAGGCGGGCACGAAUCAGCUCGACGUGCCGUACUGGCUGGCGGCCGCCGACACGCAGAUCGACAACUGCGUCGAUGGCUUCCAGACUUUCUUGCCCGCCGCGCAAGGCUUCCCCGCCUACGUACACCUCGAGUAUUCUCUUCCUGCCCUCACGCGGCAUAGCUUCCCUCUAUUAUCUUCCCGCGUCGCCUCAUCAUUUUCCCACCCACCUGGUAACCACACAACAGGCACGACCAAGGUGUAUCUGGGCCGUCCGUGGAAGAAAUGCGCCUUCACGGUUUUCAUCAACGCCUUUCUCCCCGCGGUGAUUGAGAAGGACGGGUGGCUGUCGUGGAACGAGGGCAGCUGCAUGUUUCUGGCGGAGGCGGGCAGCAAGGGGCCGGGCGCCACGGACUGGGUGGACCCCGGGAUCAUCACGAGCGUCAGCGGAUACGACGCCAACACCUUCACGCAGGUCAACACCUGGCUCCGCUUGUCGCGCUAG
Molecule: messenger RNA, 873 nt
Organism: Closterium sp. Naga37s-1
Lineage: Eukaryota; Viridiplantae; Streptophyta; Zygnematophyceae; Desmidiales; Closteriaceae
Source: the annotation of a GenBank genome assembly